CAAAUUCUGUGUCCCUCAGUAACAAUUCUGUGUCCCUCAGUAACAAUUCUGUGUCCCUCAGUAACAAUUCUGUGUCCCUCAGUAACAAUUCUGUGUCUGUCCCUAAGUAACACUUCUGUGGCCCUCAGUAACAGUUCUGUGGCCCUCAGUAACAGUUCUGUGUCCCUAAGUAACGUUUCUGUGUCCCUAAGUAACGUUUCUGUGUCCCUAAGUAACGUUUCUGUGUCCCUAAGUAACGUUUCUGUGUCCCUAAGUAACGUUUCUGUGGCCCUAAGUAACGUUUCUGUGGCCCUAAGUAACGAUUCUGUGGCCCUAAGUAACGAUUCUGUGGCCCUAAGUAACGAUUCUGUGGCCCUAAGUAACGAU
This is a messenger RNA of Staurois parvus, 366 nucleotides long. The record is from the annotation of a GenBank genome assembly. Lineage: Eukaryota; Metazoa; Chordata; Amphibia; Anura; Ranidae.